AUGGCGCAUCCUCCGCUGCCGGCCCCGCUGCUUCUCCUGGCGGCCACGGCGGGCCUCUUCGCUCCCAGUGGGGUGGAGGCUGAGCCAGGGGAGGAGGCGGGAGCUCGCUGUGCCGAGGACCUGUGGCCUUUGCCUCCCCAGGUGUCACCAAGAGUGACUUACACCCGGAGGAAACCUGGACGAGCUGAGGAUGUCAGCUUCCUCUACCACCCAUGUGCGCACCCCUGGCUGAAGCUCCAGCUUGCUGCCUUGGCCCACAAUUGUGUAGCACAGUCCUCACUGGCCCCUAACUCCAGUCUCUCUCAGGAUCGGCCCCUGAUGCUGGUAGCCUGGGGGAUGGCACUGGAGUUGGCAUGGGUAGAGACGGCCUGGUUGAAGAGAUGGUGCCAGCAGAGGAAGCAGAGGGAAAAGACCUGGUCCCGCUCUGACAGUCUUUCUGUACCCUUUCCUUUGGCAUUAACCCUAGGAGGAGGAAGACCUUGCCAGAGAGGGUGUGUCCAGGCCCUGCUGUUGGCCUUUAUUCUGGGAAGUUGGAGACGGCCUGGUACAGCAGAGCCAGGACAGCUCUCUCCCAGUGGAGCCAGGACACGGAGGUUGCGGGCUGUGCUUGGUCUUCAAACCACUCUUGCUGCCCCAAGGGUCCCUCCGACUUCCACGCAAAGCUUGGAAGCCAAGCAGCCCAUUUUGGGAGCCGGAGAAGGGGAUAAUAAUGCCCCCUUGGUGCCCACUAGCCCUCUGCUGCUAGGAGGGCCUAGAGGCAAUGCCAGCACCCCAAAAGACACUCGGGGGUCGCAGGAGAAGAGCGGCCCAGGAGGCUGUGUCUGUCCAAAUCAUGCUUCCCAGGCCCCCAAGGCCGCAGCACCCCCUCCCCGGGUGGCCCCGGGCCCAACCCCGCGCACAGAGGAGGCCGCCUGGGCUGCCAUGGCCCUGACCUUCCUGCUGGUGCUGCUCACACUGGCCACGCUCUGCACCCGGCUUAACCGCAACUUCCGACGUGGAGAGAGCAUCUACUGGGGACCCAGCCUGGACAGCCAGGACACGGUGGCCGAUGUGCUGAAAAGACGCCUGCUGAUCCCCCCACGCCGGGUCAAGCGCUCCCGUGGGAGACUCCUCCCGCCCACACUGGACAGCAGCUGCGACGGGGACAGCUCCGACGACUGACCAUGGCCCAGAUCUGCCACUGUGGCGGGCUCGGCUCCGCCUCCCACCCCGGACCGGACCGCGACCUCUGCCACGUGGAGCGUGCGCAGAGCCUCCCCCUCGUGGUCAAGGGGAGCGUUGCAAAGACGUUUGGAAGGGAACAAACAGGCUGCUGGAGCAUCUUUGAACCCAAACUCCCAGUUAUUUCUAAUUAAAUUAUUUUGGUAGAA
This is a messenger RNA of Suncus etruscus (white-toothed pygmy shrew), 1370 nucleotides long. It is a transcript of the gene TP53I13, whose product is annotated as tumor protein p53 inducible protein 13. The transcript is spliced from 7 exons. The record is from RefSeq and is a predicted model, not a curated record. The coding region runs from base 1 to 1161 and encodes 386 amino acids. Gene Ontology annotation, cellular component: cytoplasm. NCBI's taxonomy places the organism in Eukaryota, Metazoa, Chordata, Mammalia, Eulipotyphla, Soricidae.